AUGGCCCGGCCACUGAACAUGGACACCUUGCAACAGAACUUCUGGAAAGAGGAAUACCUCAAGGAGAUCAUGCUGCGCGUCGGCUGGCACCAGAAGUACGGGGCCCUGGUCAAGGCCAAGCAGGGGCGCCAACGUGAGCGGCACAAGAAGGCCGCGGAGGCGACCCUCAAGCUCCCCUCAGUGAAGGCCCCGCCUCUGGAGAAGCCCAAGAGCCCUCCGCCUCGUCCCGUGGAGCCCCGCAAGGAGCGUGAUCUGAUGGGGAUUGACGCGAAGGUGCUGGAGACCGAGAUGAAACCGGCCCUUCGGGAAGUGCGGUCCCUGUUGUACCAGGGCAUCUCCCACGAGGAUGAGGGGCGCUAUCGCUACCUGCAGACGCGAGCUCUCCUCCGGCCGGAGGACAAAUACACCUUUCCCAUCACCACCAACUUCAACUACGGCUGGCAGAUGGGGAACAUGGCCUGCACUUACGUGGCCCCCACGCCCAAGUGCCGCAUUGACAGUUUCUUCCGCAAGAAUGGGGCCUUCUCCAUGUUGCACCCACGGGACGUGGCCCUCUGAGCAAGGUGUUC
Molecule: messenger RNA, 569 nt
Organism: Euleptes europaea (tarantolino)
Lineage: Eukaryota; Metazoa; Chordata; Lepidosauria; Squamata; Sphaerodactylidae
Gene: SPMIP1
Product: sperm microtubule inner protein 1
Exons: 2
Coding region: 1-558 (185 amino acids)
Source: RefSeq, a predicted model, not a curated record